CUUAGUGCUUUUCCCUUGUUAUUUUGGGAAUUUACUCUAUUUUUAUUAUCAUACACCUUUUGGGCAUUUCGGAUGGGCUUCGGCCUGCUAUAUUGUUAAAGCCCGAAACCACACAAAAAACCUAGCAUCAUCAAUUUCAUUCGCUGAUAUCUCACGGCCGAUCGUUCCAACUACUCUGCUGAAGCUCGACCAUGGGUAUCGAUCUGAAAGCUGGGGGCAAAAGCAAGCAAACCAAGCGCACAGCUCCGAAGUCCGAAGAUGUUUACUUGAAACUUCUCGUCAAGCUUUACGAAUUUCUGGUGAGAAGAACCGGAAGCAAGUUCAAUGCUGUGAUUCUGAAGCGUCUGUAUAUGAGCAAGACCAACAAGCCUCCUCUCUCGCUCUCUAGGCUUAUUUCUUUUAUGAAGGAAAAGGAUGACAAGGUUGCUGUUGUAGUCGGCACUAUCACGGAUGACGUAAGAGUGUACGAUGUCCCGGCACUGAAGGUUUGUGCUCUGAGGUUUACCAAGACAGCAAGGGCUAGGAUUGAGAAGUCAGGCGGUGAAUGCUUGACCUUUGAUCAACUAGCUCUCCGCGCUCCUCUGGGGCAGAAUACGGUUCUGCUCAGAGGCCCUAAAAAUUCCCGUGAAGCCGUUAAACACUUUGGCCCAGCCCCAGGUGUUCCCCACAGUCACACCAAGCCUUAUGUCCGGUCCAAGGGCAGGAAAUUUGAGAAGGCGAGAGGCAGAAGAAAUAGCAGAGGAUAUAAGGCUUAACAAGUGUACUUUCACUUUUUAUAUUGAGAGUUUAUUUGUCUGUCAUGUGGUGUUCGAAUUUUUCUAAAUAUUACGUAUCGUGCUGUUGGGAAUUGUCUUUUCAGUCUAGUGUUUGUUUUCUCUUUGCUCUAUCACCAUUCAUUCAAAUGCCCACUCCUUUAUUUAAUUGCUCCUCGUUAAAGUACUUCAAAUUUAAGGGAUAAAAAGUGCUUGCAUUA
Messenger RNA from Cuscuta campestris, 973 nucleotides. The record is from the annotation of a GenBank genome assembly. NCBI's taxonomy places the organism in Eukaryota, Viridiplantae, Streptophyta, Magnoliopsida, Solanales, Convolvulaceae.